GCACAAACCAAACAAGCCGGCUGUCAUCAGUCGCGGAGUGAGUCACGCGUCGCGCCAAUGAUGUGCUUAAGUACGUCUCGACCUCCUUCUUCCGUCGCUGCUUCGAAGAUCAACGAUCUCUAGCUUAUAUUCGCCGUAUAUACCCAUACUCUCCAACCAUCGGAAUAUGAGUCAGUUCGUCACUGUCCAAGUUGGACAAUGCGGCAAUCAAAUCGGCUCGGCCUUCUGGCCGCUCGUGCUGCACGAAUAUGGUGUACAGACCACCAGCGGUUCUGUCAAUUUACUCAAGACUCACAAGAACUAUGGGAGGAACAGCAAGGAACUCGCCGAGGCUUUUAACAGCUUCUUUCACGUGCCGGAUCAUCGGGGAGACUUUGCUUUCAAGCAUGUCUCCGAUUUGGAGUUGGCUCGGGUUAAAGCUAGAGCAGUACUGAUCGACAUGGAAGACAGUGUAGUUGGAAGAUUUCGACAAGGCCCUCUGAGAAAUCUAUUCGAUCAAACUUGCACCGUGACAAAUUAUCCGGGAUCUGGCAACAACUGGGCAGUUGGUUACUAUACUCAUGGCAUAGAGUAUCAUAACAAAUUGGAAGAGACAAUAAGGCGGACAGUUGAAAAAUGUGAUUGCCUACAUGGCUUUUUAGUGACGCACUCAUUAGGAGGAGGAACUGGCUCUGGUUUAGGGACUGCCACCUUGAAAUUGUUGGAUGAUUAUUACCCUCAAGUUGACAGAUUUGUCUCCUGUGUAUAUCCAGCAAGUACCCAGGAUGUUAUCACAGCCCCGUACAACGUAUUGUUGGCCACAAGAGAACUGAUUGAACAUGCUACCUGCGUUUUUCCAGCUGAAAAUCGCGCACUUCAAGACAUGUGCAAUGUCUACAUGAAUAACAGGAGAGAAAAUGUUGAUCAGGCCAAGUAUAAUGCUUCUUGUUUGCCAUUUCAAGACAUGAACAGCAUUAUAGUCAAUAUGCUUUUACAUUUGACAAGUGGUUCAAGAUUCCCUGGAUGUUUGAACACAGACAUGAACGAAUUAGCGACAAAUCUGGUUGCAUACCCACAAUUACAUUAUAUCUUUAGCAGUGUCAGUCCAGUGGCACUUACUGCGUCUCAAAUUUCAACAACAAAUGGCACAAAAUAUCAAGACGAAUUAUUUACAAACGCGUGGUCCAGGAAUAAUCAGUUGAUAAAGGUUGAUCCAUUACAAUCAGGAUCACUCGUCAUUGGUGCAGCGCACAUAUAUCGCGGCGAUUCAUCAUUGACCGAUAUAAGAAGAAAUAUCGAAAGAUUUCAAAAUAAAGCCAAGUUUACAAGUUGGAGCAAAGAGGCAAUGAAAAUAGGUUUAUGUUCAGUUCCACCUGCAGGACAUCCAGCUUCCCUUUUAUGCAUGAUGAAUUCGACUUCAAUGUCUUUACUCUUUAAAGAUAUUAUUCAACAAUUUGAUAGGUUAUACAAGAAACAGGCUCAUAUUCAUCAUUACUUGCGAGUCGACCAAUUUGAGAAAGAAGACUUUAUUGAAAGCAGAGAGAGAAUAGUCAGUGUGUUUGAGCGGUAUAACAAAAUUGAAAAGCAGAACCCUGUCAGUAUUUCUAGGUUGCAGUUAAACUAAUAUUUAAAAGCUUUAAAACUUGUUAUUUUUAACUGUUAUAUAAUUAUUGGAUCACAUUUGAAACACAGAAACUUUUUAAAAUGUACAAAUCGUGAAAGUUGAAAAUGAAGUAUAACAUCUUGUUAUAAUUUGUGUAUAAAUUAAGCAACUUUUAAAUCACAGUGUAACAUAAAAAUAUAAUACUAUUCCAUAAUUUUUGUUUUUGUCACAUAUCACCAAACGAGUUUAAAACUGUUGUACAUAUUUAUAUGCAUAUAGUUUUUUGGAAUACAGUGUUGAACUUUCUUAUAAUGUAAUAUUAAAACUAAGCAUUUACAGCUGUACUAUAAGUGAUCCAUUUCUGGUAUUUUUUCUAUCAAUAGCUUUUGUUCAUAAAUUGCAAAACUACCUCACUAACGAUAAGAAAUAAUAGUUCAUGUACAUAAAUUCUAUUAAUAAAAAAAGAAAUA
Messenger RNA from Nasonia vitripennis (jewel wasp), 2052 nucleotides. RefSeq names its product tubulin epsilon chain. Bases 167 to 1603 code for a protein of 478 amino acids. Gene Ontology annotation, molecular function: GTP binding; structural constituent of cytoskeleton. The transcript has 9 exons. NCBI's taxonomy places the organism in Eukaryota, Metazoa, Arthropoda, Insecta, Hymenoptera, Pteromalidae. Gene Ontology annotation, biological process: mitotic cell cycle; microtubule cytoskeleton organization. Gene Ontology annotation, cellular component: cytoplasm; microtubule. The record is from RefSeq and is a predicted model, not a curated record.